Molecule: messenger RNA, 3569 nt
Organism: Ostrinia furnacalis (Asian corn borer)
Lineage: Eukaryota; Metazoa; Arthropoda; Insecta; Lepidoptera; Crambidae
Product: solute carrier family 22 member 5-like
Exons: 8
Coding region: 1-1239 (412 amino acids)
Biological process (GO): transmembrane transport
Cellular component (GO): membrane
Molecular function (GO): transmembrane transporter activity
Source: RefSeq, a predicted model, not a curated record
AUGCCAUUGAUAUCUGCUGGAGCAGUUGGAUUAACUGCUGAACAAGUCAAAAGUGCACAGGGCGUGCUGUCCUGCCUGUGCAGCGUCACGCCUAACAGGCUGGUGCUGGCCUUCCUCAAGUUCCUGGCCGUUUGCUUUUCCUGCGCUGCCAACUCUGCCACUUAUACCUUGGUAGGGGAGUCCUGCAUCCAGAGGGUGCGGAGCAAAUACAUGCUGCUGAUGACCUGCCUCAUCUUGCUGUCACCUGCUGUUGCUGGAGUGCUCACAUACCCCACACUAAAACUGCAGUUCGAGGCGGACCUCUGGUUCGGAGUUACAUUCCGGCCGUGGCGGCUGCUCACUAUCGUGCUUGCACUACCUUCGGGGCUGGGGGCCAUUGCUAUCUACUUCUUCCACGAGUCGCCCAAGUUCCUGGCCAACAGGGGACGAACGGACGAGGCACUGGAAGUUCUGAGGUCCAUGUACGCGAUCAACCAUAGGAACUCUAAGGACGAGUUUGGGGUGAAAUCCUUGAAACUCAGCGAGGACAUGGCCAAGCAGCAGACGACGCUCCUCAAGGCGAUGUUUGAACAAAGCGCGCCGUUAUUCCGCGCGCCGUACCUCUGGCGCACGCUGCAGCUGUUCUACAUCGUCUUCGUCGUGUACAUCACAAACAACAGCUUCCUCGUCUGGCUACCGCACAUCUUGAACCUGAUCCGGUUAUCGCUAGAGACGGGUUCAGCAGCCGGGAACAUCUGCGCUCUCAUCUCCCCGGAAGAACAGUCACCAGACGUCUGCAUCGGCACAAUAGAGGAAAACGUGAUGGUCACCCUCAUAGCAUCCCAAUCUGUCUUUUCGUUCUUCAACUUCGUCAUAUCGUACCUGCCGAACCGGCGGAAGGCUGUGCUAAUUACGAUCUUGUGCCUAUCGUCGUUGGGUGGAGUUUGCCUCAACCUGAUGCCGGAGCCGAUCUCUUCUGUGUUCUUCUUCGUGCUGUUCACUUGCACGUGCCUCGGGAUGGGCAUCUUGGCAUCGUACUUCGUGGAUUUGUAUCCUACCUCAUACAGAGGGAUGGUGGCAUGCCUCAGUAUCAUGGUGGGUCGAACGAGCACCUUUAUAGGCAUCAACCUGGUCGGGAAACUCAUCUUCCGCCACUGCCAAGUCACGUUUUACCUCUGGUCGCUGCUUGUGCUAAGUAGCGCUAUAGCAGCCUGGUUCCUGCCUCCGGACAAAGCGCCAGUUAAGUCAACAGUAAUUUAACGUUAACAGUAAAGACGGAAUGAAAUUGUCUGUGAUUUUAGAAUACUAUAGAUUUAUUAGCUAAAGGAAUUUCAAGAGGCAUUUUGGAUGUGAGGAAAUACGAACUUUGAGUUCUGGAGAUACGAGUAUACCUAAUAGGUAUCAUGCAGGUGAUUUCUUGCUUGAGUAAGCUCUUCAAACAAUAUACAGCGUGUUCUUAUUCAUAAAACACUUACUAUACUAUUAGAUGCUCAAUAUAAUAUGGUGCAAUUUUUAGCAUUAGACUAUUGAACAGUUAUUCUUAAAAUAGAAUUACGUUAUGACAUGUUAUUAAUAAAUAUUUUUUUCUGCAGUUCUACAUAGCUGUAGAUUGGUACCGGUCUUUAUGGGAUCGUAAAUGGGAAUAAUAUAGGUCAGGUAUGGUGAACCUUUAUGUAUCAAAGUGCCACUUUUCCAAAAUAAUAUUUGAUGAAGUCAUAGACGUGCCAUUAAAUAACACCUAAUGCUAUCAAUGAGGGGUAUCGUACAGUGGCGCCACUGGCGAAAGACAUGACCUUACCCUACAGUGGCAGAGAACAAAAUUAAAUAAGUACGAUAGCCUAUAAUCAAAACACAUUGUUUAUUAUUUUAUUGUAUGGUGAAUUUUGUGAUUGGUGGCGUGCCCUAAUCAUUUUGGCGCGUGCCGUCAAUGGUACGCGUGCCAUUGGUUCGCCAUCCCUGAAUAGGUAAUAAUAAAUACUUACUAUCUUCAUGAUGACAGAAUGAGUCUGAUGAUAUAGAUGAACUACAAUGUACUGUCUCACAUUGACAGGGGGCGCCCCCAUGGUUCAACUUUAAAGUUUCCACGUGGAAAAAUCUGAAUCAGCGAUCCGGUAUUGACGGUGGCGCUUCCUAUCAGUGUCACGGGUGGGACAGUUCGUUGUAGUUCAUCUAUCUAUAGUAUCUAAUGCUUGACUGUGAUUAGAUGACUUCCAGGAGAAUAUUCCUGACGUGGAUAUCGAUUAAGGUUCUCAAUGAUUAGCUGUAUUUGGUCUUAUAAAGCCCGAUUCACACUACUAACACAAGUGGUGUGUAUCCUGCCUUAAACUCUGACCGAAGCUUGUUAUUUUAAAUAUUAAUAGGCAGUAAUUAAAUAUUAAAAAUACAUAAUAAAUUCAUCUUUAAUUGAAGUUUAUUCGCUUAUAACUAAAAUAAAAAAGGUUCUAAGUACAUAAAAUAUAAUAAUAGUCGUUUCUCUUAUUUAUAUUCAUCACAGAUCGGAUGAUAGCUCUUUUACAGUUUCAGAAAAUAUGUUGUAUAAAACUUUAUUUUGAUUUACUUAUAAUAUUCAUGUUUAUAUAAAGCUCGUCGUGUAUUUUUUAAAUAUUAUUUUUUAAUUUGUUACUACUCAAUAAAAUAUUUAUAUUGAAUAUAAUGUUUUAUCUACGUUAAAACCUAUUAAUUAACAUCAAGCGCAAAUUCAAUUUCAGUAAAGGCUUUAUAUGUACACCACCAGUUGGCGCCACUGGCUAAUUAAGCAGUGACGCCAACUAGUGAGUGCAACUAGAACUAGUAACUACAAACUUCAAAAAGUUGUAUCAAAAUAUCAAUUUGAUAUAUUUUCGAGAUUUUUAUCCUCCAUUUCGAAGAUUUAACUAUUUUAUAUUUACUAUAAAUAAAUAUUGACUUCAAUCAUUCAAAUAUAACUCUUAAACCUAACAUCAUAAGCGCGUUUCCUUAAUAUUAAAAGGAACUUACAAUUUGUGCAUUUACAUCUCUUCACAAAGCAUCAUAGGCACAUCAAUGACAUCUUUCUUUCUAGUUUGCUCACUAGUUUCUUUAUUAUAAGGAAUGUUUUAAUAAUUUUUUUGUUGGACUAUCAACAAUAGAACUAUUAUGAUUCACAACAGAGAUCAAUUGUAAUAAAUAGUUCAAUAAUCGAUUUUUUAUUUUAGUAUUUGAGUUUGGCAACCAUUCAUUCGCCAAACAAUUUAAACUAGUCCUUGCAAAUAUUUUUGCAAAUUCAAUUUCAAAUAAGGAAAUAGAUAAAAUGUUAUUAUUUUAGCUAGCAUUUUCUUUCACUAUUAUAAUAAUAGUAUUCAUUAUGAAUAAUUUCUACUCACAAUAUUUCAUUAAUAACAGAGGGAUGGAUAUUUCAGAAUAACCUUCUAAAAUUGACUUAUUAUGUAAAAGCGUACUCAAGUACGCAUAUCCAAGUCUUGUCGUAACUGGUAUCUACAUGUGCGUAGAUAUAUACCUGUCCAGUCCCGUGGUCUUGUCUCUGGUCUCCUGGUCCUCUUCCUCGGUCUCUGCCGUGGGAUUGUUGUCGUCUAACUUUAUCACCAUGAUGGCACCAAUGGAAACUGAAAACA